AUGCAACUCACUGUAAACAGCAGUUUAAAUAUGGACUUGCUGAUGUAUACUGUUUCAAUACAUGUGCCAGUGGUGCAGGUAUUGGUGGGGAUUUUCCUGUUUGUGAACUGCCUGAUGAUAUUCACCUUUCUGAAAAAGGAGGUGUUCAGGGAGGACACUCGCUACAUUUUGUUUGCACAAACCCUGUUUGUUGACUCUGCUUUCAUGAUUGUAAACAAUAUCCUGUUUGUCUGCUAUAGUUAUCAGUACCGCGUCCACAUGAUUCCUUGUAUUAUCCUCUGUUUGGCAAUGGCUUUUCUUUACAUUUGUACUCCACUGACUCUUGUGGCAAUGUGUCUGGAGCGCUAUGUUGCUAUAUGCAUGCCUUUAAGACAUGCUGACAUCUCUACCAGCAGGACUAGAUGUUUUGGAUUUCUUAUCAUAUGGGGUAUCAGCUCCAUACCCGCAUUGUUCACUUUUAUAGCUUAUCUCUCAACGGUCCGUUCUGGUGCUCUGUUCUCCUAUGCUUUCUGUAGUGCAGAGGUAAUGUUGGGGGAAGAGUGGCUGGCACAAACACGUGCUUUAAUUUUCCAGAUCCUUUUCUUCUGUAUGAUCAUUGUUGUUUUGUUCACUUACAUCAAGAUAAUGAUUGCAGCCAGAGCUGCCUCCUCGGACAAUAAGAAAUCAACCAACAAGAGUCUCAGAACUGUGCUCCUUCACACCUUUCAGCUGUUUCUGUGUAUAGUUCAGAGUAUAAUACCAUAUAUCGAAAUGGCAUUUUAUAAGGGUGAUAUUAUGGUGUUUAUUAAUUUAAGAUAUUCUAAUUUUGUUGUUUUUAUGAUUGCACCACGUUGCCUCAGUCCAUUGAUUUAUGGUCUCAGAGAUGAGAAAUUUUUCAUUGUUUUAAGACAUUAUGCCUGCUGCGGUUUUCAUAGUGUUUCCCAAACUUUGCCCAUUCAAAGCAAAAUAAGACCUAACUAA
Molecule: messenger RNA, 960 nt
Organism: Colossoma macropomum (tambaqui)
Lineage: Eukaryota; Metazoa; Chordata; Actinopteri; Characiformes; Serrasalmidae
Product: odorant receptor 131-2-like
Exons: 1
Coding region: 1-960 (319 amino acids)
Biological process (GO): G protein-coupled receptor signaling pathway
Cellular component (GO): membrane
Molecular function (GO): G protein-coupled receptor activity
Source: RefSeq, a predicted model, not a curated record